Acanthosepion pharaonis is the source of this 1458-nucleotide messenger RNA. The record is from the annotation of a GenBank genome assembly. Lineage: Eukaryota; Metazoa; Mollusca; Cephalopoda; Sepiida; Sepiidae.
AUGACAUAUCUUUAUAUCUUUUUUGAUGCAAUAUCUUUUUCUUCAAUGACAUUGCCUGCUGUUUACAAGCCACCAUUGAGACCAGAAGAUGAUGUGCUUCCUCCCCCGCCACCAAUCAUGUCUGGGUAUCCAGAUGAAAAUUUCCCUCCUCCUCCCCCACCUCCUGAACUAGUUCGGGGUCAUGCUUACAUUGACAGAAAUGAUUCCUACCCUUUACCCCCACCACCUACUAGUCAUGACUAUGAUCCCAAAGGCCCAGCUACAAGAAACACCAACUAUUCGCAACAGACUAACUAUGGCGGGACGUCAAGUCCUACUUAUGAUGCCCGAGCAAUACUUGUGACGGCUCCAUCUGGUUACAAUAGAGGUGAGGGUAAUCAGUCAAAUUAUGUCAACCAGACAGAUAUCCGCUCAGUAGCCCCACCACCACCACCACCAAACAGUAUGUCCAAUUAUGUAAAUGUGCACAAUAAUCCAGGUGCAGCGGCCGCAGGCAUGAACCCUUCUGUUCCUGUAAAUACAUACACCCCUAUUACUCCAAAUGUAACAUCAUCACAGUAUACCUCCCGCCCUGUAGGUCCCUCUAAUCCUGGAGCUUAUGGACAUAACGUACCAAGAUCUGCAGUUUUUGAGUCCUCUGCACCCAUGCCAAAAAGUGAUGACCCUGGCACCCUCACUCGAAAAAGUGGGAAAGAAGCUGAAGUGGAUGCUUUGACCAAUCUGCUGAUGCAAAAUAUAGAAUCAGCUGGAGACCCUGAUUUCUUUGGUAUGUGUGCCAAAUGUGGACGUAAAGUUGUCGGACAAAGCAAUGGCUGUACUGCGAUGGACCAAGUCUUCCAUAUAAACUGUUUUGUAUGUGCCAGUUGUGGAAACAUUCUUCGUGGGAAAUCCUUUUAUGCCAUUGAAACAAAACCUUACUGUGAGCCUUGUUAUGUGAAUACGUUGGAAAAAUGUUCUGUUUGUUCCAACCCAGUUAUUGAUCGAUUAUUACGUGCAACUGGCAAGCCUUAUCACCCAGCCUGCUUCACGUGUGUUGUCUGUGGCAUGAGUCUGGAUGGAGUGCCAUUUACUGUUGAUGCUACAAACCAAAUUCAUUGUAUUGAAGACUUUCACAAAAAAUUUGCUCCCCGCUGCUGCGUUUGUCAACUUCCAAUCAUGCCUGAUCCUGGCAAGGAAGAAACUGUCCGUGUUGUCGCAAUGGAUAAGAGCUUCCACGUUCAGUGCUAUUGUUGUGAGGAUUGUGGCUUGUUAUUAUCAUCUGAAACCGAAGGUCGAGGAUGUUACCCAUUGGACGACCAUAUUUUGUGCAAACAUUGCAAUGCCAAGCGGAUCCAAACAUUGACCACAAAGAUGGCUACAGAGCUCAGCAAGCAGACACUUUCACUGCCUAUCUCUCUUUCUCUCUCUCUCUCUCUCUCUCUCUCUCUGGUCAACUGCUUGUCAACUCACUUCACCUAG